Fundulus heteroclitus (mummichog) is the source of this 2474-nucleotide messenger RNA. Its product is annotated as GTPase IMAP family member 8. The transcript is spliced from 2 exons. NCBI's taxonomy places the organism in Eukaryota, Metazoa, Chordata, Actinopteri, Cyprinodontiformes, Fundulidae. Bases 807 to 2105 code for a protein of 432 amino acids. The record is from RefSeq and is a predicted model, not a curated record. Gene Ontology annotation, molecular function: GTP binding.
CUUCAAGGCUGGACUAUUGUAAUUCUUUACUAUCUGUUGAUGAAAAGCCACAGAAAACAACAAUAUCUUCAGUCCUGAUCUGAACGAUGGACAGUUUCUGGGGAAACUCAGAUUUUCUGUAAGUUUGAUGGAGGGUUGAGGAGUUAUGGUCCUUAAAACAUGGGCUGAUGAGGUCUGAUGAUUAGAGGGAUCCAAAAAGUUCCUUCUUGACUGGUAUAUUUUAGGCCAGAAAUGAAUCAAUCCUUAAUAAUCAACCAGCAAGAUGUUAACUUCUGUCCUUGGACAAACAGAGAUUAUGUAGUAAUAUGAUUGAUUUUUAUUUUACAAAAAACAGGAAAGAAACCAUUCAAUGAGUGGGACUACUGCAAAUGAAGCAGAUUUAUAGACUCUCUAACUUUAAAACUGUAGCAAGCUGAUUUUAGAAAAUCCUUUAUGUCAUAAUCAGUUGUCUGACAUACUCUACAGGUUUUACCCUCACUGAGUUCAGAGGAGUUUUGAUCUCUAACCAUGACCUGUUUGCAUCCAGAAAGAAUGACCUUAGACUUUAGUCCAUGACUCUGGACUAAAUGGUGACCCAUCCACACAUUACCAUAAUGGACACAUUGACUCAGUGACGGUCCAGGACAGUGGUGCUGUGCAAAUACAGAACUAUAAAGGAGUGUGUCUUCAGCGUAUAGCAUCAUCUUCUAUGAAAUGCUGUUAUACUGGCAAAUAAGAUCUGAAGCAGCUCAGCAGAAUCCCAGACAACUUCACCACUUUUUAACAAAUUCAACUCAGUCAACUUCCAGUCUUUAUCAUCAUCAUUAAUGUGUUGUUCUCCAACAGAACCACGAGAACCAGACCUCAGGAUGGUGCUUGUUGGGAAAACUGGAGUUGGGAAGAGUGCAGCAGGAAACACCAUCUUAGGGAUGGAGGCGUUUAAAUCUAAACUGUCUCCUUCCUCCUUGACAUCCAUUUGUAAGAAAGAACUGGGAGAGCUUGAUGGUCAGAUUCUAGAGGUGGUGGAUACUCCAGGCCUGUUUGGCACCAGGAACGAGGAGGUGCUGAGAGAGAUAGUUAGAUGCAUCUCACUGGCUGCUCCUGCUCCUCACGUGUUCCUGGUUGUCAUCCAGCUACGCAGAUUCACAGAAGAAGAACAAGAAACAGUCAAACUAAUUCAGAAGGUCUUUGGAGAGAAGGCAGCACAUUACACCAUGGUGCUGUUUACUCAUGGAGAUGAUCUGGAGGAGGAGGUCCCCAUAGAGGACUUCAUUAACAAUAGUCCACCUCUCUGCUCUUUUGUUAAGCAGUGUGCUGGAGGAUAUCACGUCUUUAACAACAGAAAUAAGGACCCAUCUCAGGUCCGAGAGCUGCUGGAGAAGAUCAACACGAUGGUUCAGAAAAACGGAGAAAGCUACUACACCAACGAUAUGUUCCAAGAAGCUGAGAGAGCCAUCAAAGAAGAGACUGAACGGAUUAUGAAAGAAAAUCCAGGCUCAGACCUCAGAGUGGUGCUGGUGGGUCAGGAGAGAGUGGGGAAGAGCUCAGCAGGAAACACCAUCCUGGGAAAGAAGGUUCUGGACUGUCGGUUCAGCUCCGUCCCCGUGACUCUGAGGCCUCAGAAGGUAGAAGGUGAUGUUGAAGGUCUCAGAGUUUCUGUGGUGGACACCCCUGGACUCUUCAGCACUCAGCUGUCUGUAGAACAGGUGAAGUCACAACUGAAAACAGCAGUCAAGCUGAGCUCUCCUGGUCCUCACAUCUUCCUGCUCACCAUUCAGCUGGGAAUACUGAGCAGACAGGAACAAAAAGCCAUGGAGAGGCUGCAGAUGAUGCUGGGUCCUGCUGUCUCCAAACACACCAUGCUGCUGUUCACCUACGGAGACCGACUGGAAGACACAGACAUGCAGCAGUUCAUCAGAGAGGAUACCAACCUGCAGAAGCUGCUGAAGAGCUGCAGCGGGCACUACCACGUGUUCAACAAGAAGAAGAUGGAGGACAGGGAGCAGGUCCAGGAGCUGCUGGACAAAAUCCAGAAGAUCUCACAGGGUGGCAGCCUGAUUUAUCAGAGAGAAGAUCAGGCAGGAUACUCUUUCUUCUCUUCAUUAAAAGGUUUUUGGAAGAAGUAACAGAGGCGUUAACCUAAGGCUGCUCCUCCAUCAGAGGGUGAGAAUGAUGAGGGAGAAGGUCUGACAACAUCUGUGCAGACAGCAGCAGGAGGUCCUAAAAUGUUCCAAUAAAGGUUCCUGUGAUAAAGUGUAAGUUAUUGAUGAAGAUCUCAUCCUGAUGUCUGCUGUGGUCCACAUUCUCUGAUCUGUCAACCCAAACUUCUGAUAAAACAUCUAAAUCAGUCCAGCCUGUUCAGGGUGUCUAAUGUGACAGGUUGUCCUUGGUAUUCAGAAGAUCGUCAGCAGGCAGCUAGAUGGAAAUGUCUCAAAUAUGUUGGUACCCUGUGAGUUUUUGAUUGAGUGAAUUUACACUGCAGGAAAUACAAGCUG